GAUGGCGGCGGGUCAAGAGUAGACGGAAUUGCUGGAGGAAAGAGAGCUGGAAGAGCUGAUGGAGAGGAACUUCUUUGACGACCCGUCUCCGCGGGUUGGAUUUCCAAAGAGAAUCACGGGCUUCUCUGAUACCAUGCUUUGUAAGGGUCUGAACAACAGGUACUGUGUUUUACAAGUCCAAGAAAAUGAUCUUGAGAAACAUCUGACAAUCACAGCUGCUGCUUCUCUUGAGGACACAGAACUGUGCAUCCUAAGGAAUGACUGGAUUUCUGUUCCAGUUCAGCCUGGAGAUAUCAUUCAUCUAGAAGGAGAAUGCAGUUCUGGUAUCUGGAAAAUCGAUGUAGAUUCGGGAUACUUAAUUCUCUAUCCAGAUCUAUUACUUUCUGGCACCACUGUAUCAAAAGGCAUUCGAUGCAUGAGGAAGGCUAUACUGAGUGAAAAAUUCAGGAGAUGUGAGUCUGGUUCUCGUCCAAUGCUGAUAGGUACAAUUCUACAUGAAAUUUUCCAGAAAGCAGGAACAAACUUUACACAAGAAAAACUGCAAGAAAUUGCCUUCUCCGUUGUUCAUGGACUAAAGUACCUAAAACAGCUGUACCAGUUAAAUCUGAAUGAAAAUGAUAUUAUGCAGGACAUAGAGGAAUACCUUCCAUCUUUUAUUAAAUGGGCGGAAAAUUUCAUGUCUAAGUUCAACCAUUCAAGCCAACCUAAUAUGCAAUUAAAAUUGCCCAGAGAUAUUGAUUACUCCUCUUGCACUGUCAAAGUUACAGAAAUCCUGGAUGUUGAGGAGAAUAUCUGGUGUCCUAGAUUUGGUUUAAAGGGCAAGAUUGAUGUUACAGUUGGUGUAAAAAUUCAUCACAGAUCUAAAACUCAUUUCAAGAUAAUGCCACUGGAGCUUAAAAGUGGCAAGGAAUCUAACUCUAUAGAGCAUCGAAGUCAGAUUGUUUUGUACUCACUCUUGUGCCAAGGAAAGCGAAUUGAUCCCGAAGCUGGAUUGCUCCUUUAUCUUAAAACUGGUAAUAUGUUUCCUGUACCUGGAAAUCGCCUAGAUAGGAGAGAACUAAUUAAAAUAAGAAAUCAGUUGGCCUUCUAUUUGCUCCACAGCACAUGUAAAUCUGACUCGGGGAAGGAGCAGACAGAGCUUGCUUCUUUGCCUCCUUUUACUGAUGAUAGUCACAUGUGCAGCUAUUGCUCUCAGAAGCAGAACUGUGUAUUGUAUAGCAGAGUUGCAGAGCACCAGAAAAAUAUGUCAGUUUCUCCGGAUAUGGUCACUGCUGUUGAAAAAGAGAUCCAGCAUCUGGAACCCUCUCACUUGGAAUAUUUCCGUCUCUGGUAUUUGAUGCUAACCUUGGAGUCCAAAUACAAAGAUGAGAAAAAGGGGCAUAGAAAUAUAUGGAUGAUACCGGCUGCAGAAAGAGAGAAACACGGAGACUGCAUUGGAAAUAUGAUCAGAAUGGACAGUGUACAGGAAGUGACUGAUGGACAGUAUCGGCACUUGUUUCAGCGUAAAAAUGAUUCUAUGCCUGUGACAGCCCUGAUGAUAGGAGACAGAGUUGUUGUGAGUGGUGAAGAUGGUACUUUGCUUGGCUUGUCUGCUGGCUAUGUUGAAGAGGUCAACAGAACCAACAUCUCCUGCUUAUUAGAUAGGAACUUGUCACACCUCCCCAAGGACACUAUAUUUAGACUAGACCAUGAAGAAGGAGCUUUUGGCAUAGAUGUCCCCCUAGGAAACCUUUCUAAACUGAUGGAAAAUUCUCCUGCCUGUGAAAAACUUCGUAAUUUAAUAAUAGAUUUUCACAAACCUCAGUUCAUCCAACACUUGAGCUCUGUCCUUCCUCCAGAAGCAAAAGAAACUGUUGCAAAGAUUCUAAAAGGCCUGAAUAAACCUCAGAAGCAAGCAAUGAAGCAAGUGCUCCUUUCAAAGGAUUACACACUCAUUGUUGGUAUGCCUGGAACAGGAAAAACCACUACGAUCUGCACUCUGGUCCGAAUUCUGUAUGCUUGUGGAUUCAGUGUGCUCUUAACAAGCUUUACUCACACUGCAGUUGACAACAUUCUUCUGAAACUAGCAAAGUUCAAAGUAGGCUUUUUGCGGCUGGGCAGAGCACAGAAAGUUCAUCCAGACAUACGGAAAUUUACAGAAGAAGAAAUCUGCAAAUCCAAAUGCAUUAACACUGUAACUCAGUUGGAAGAGCUCUAUAAUAGUCAACCAGUUGUUGCAACAACAUGCAUGGGAAUAAAUCAUCCAAUUUUCACUCGUAAACAGUUCGACUUCUGCAUAGUUGAUGAAGCAUCUCAGAUUAGCCAACCAAUCUGUUUGGGUCCACUUUUCUAUUCGCUUCGGUUUGUGCUGGUGGGGGAUCAUCAGCAACUACCUCCACUUGUGCAAAAUGCAGAAGCAAGAGAUCUUGGCAUGAGUGAAAGUUUAUUCAAGAGAUUGGAACAAAACAAGGAUGCUGUGGUACAGCUAACUGUACAGUACCGGAUGAACAGUAAAAUUAUGACGCUGAGUAAUAAGUUAGUAUAUGAAGGCAAACUGGAGUGUGGCUCUGAGAGGGUGUCCAAAGCUGUAAUCGAUUUGCCGAAUUUAAAAGAAUUGAAACUGGAACAGGAGUAUUGUUCGGAAAUGUGGCUAAAGGAAACACUUGACCCAAACAACCCUGUUUGUUUUCUGAAUACUGAAAAGGUUUCAGCACCAGAACAGACAGAAAAAGGAGGUAUAAGUAAUGUGACAGAAGCCAGACUGGUACUCUUCUUGACAACCCUGUUUAUAAAGGCUGGUUGCAAGCCAUCUGAUAUUGGGGUCAUAUCUCCAUACAGACAUCAGUUAAAGAUAAUCACUGACUUGAUGACAAAUUCUUACAUCAAUAAAGUAGAAGUAAAUACUGUGGACAAGUAUCAAGGAAGAGACAAAAGUAUCAUCAUAGUGUCUUUUGUAAGGAAUAACUAUGAUGGAAAUCUUGGAGAACUUUUGAAGGACUGGAGACGUCUUAACGUUGCUAUUACAAGAGCUAAACAUAAAUUAGUUAUGGUGGGCUGUGUGCCAUCCCUAUGUCACUAUCCGCCUCUAAAGAAGUUACUUUGCUAUUUGAAGACAGAAGCUUUAAUAUCCUUUUUUUCUUUGACUAUUGUAAAACCAAACAUCACCAGUUACCUUAUUACUAGCAAACACAUCUAUAUUUUGAAGGUUUAA
This is a messenger RNA of Varanus komodoensis (Komodo dragon), 3190 nucleotides long. RefSeq names its product DNA replication helicase/nuclease 2 (gene DNA2). The transcript has 21 exons. Gene Ontology annotation, molecular function: 5'-flap endonuclease activity; single-stranded DNA helicase activity. Bases 59 to 3190 code for a protein of 1043 amino acids. Gene Ontology annotation, cellular component: cytoplasm. The record is from RefSeq and is a predicted model, not a curated record. Lineage: Eukaryota; Metazoa; Chordata; Lepidosauria; Squamata; Varanidae. Gene Ontology annotation, biological process: replication fork reversal.